Elaeis guineensis (African oil palm) is the source of this 1636-nucleotide messenger RNA. Lineage: Eukaryota; Viridiplantae; Streptophyta; Magnoliopsida; Arecales; Arecaceae. The record is from RefSeq and is a predicted model, not a curated record.
CACCUCGCCUCUGUUCCUCAAUUUUCCGAUGAAAGAAGAAGAUUGAAGAGAACAAGAUCCAAAUCCAAAACCCAACCCUCUACCGAGAUAGAUUUCUUUUCCUAAGUUCUGUGAAGCAAUGUAGUUGUAGCUUAGAUCCGAUCCCGUUAGCGGCGAAAAAUAUGAAAAGAAUGGAGUUUUCGGAUUCGGGGACGGCGGACGGAGGAGUGGAGCUUAGCCUCGGGCUCUCCAUCGGCGGGAGCUCCCGGAGGGCCACGAAUACAGGUCCAGUCCGUCACGGAGCCGCUACCCUGUUAGGAUCCGGCGAGGGUCUUCCCUUCGACGGCGGAGACCAUCUCCGGCGGCGGGAGGCGAAGAAAAAUGGUUUCUUUGGUGGUGGCAAUGGCGUUCCGGUGGACGAUCGGGCGGCGCAGGAGGUCCAGGCUCUGGAAUUGAGAGCCAGAAACCGGGAGGCGAGGGAGAGAGAGGCGUUCGCGGCCGACCGGAGGGGGAGGGAGAGCGACGGCCGAAUCGGCGGAAUUGCUCGAAUCCCUUGCCCUCACCCUAAUAACCAAAAUCCGGUGGCGUACGGUUCGCAUCCGUUCACGGCGAUGGCAAUGCAGUAUCCUUACCACCGGGUGCAGUACCUGCCGAUCCCGAAUGGGCUCGGAUUUUCCUUUGUGAUGCCUUGCUGGGCUCCGGCGGUUUCACGGGUGGCCUCCAAUGGGUCGACCGAUGCUGAGAUGAAUGUGCUCCAGCAGGUGGCUCGCCGGAUCUCGCCGGUUUCAGUGCCAGCAGUGAGUGCUGAUGGUGGCAUCAGUGGGGCUCGCUAUUUGGACAUGAAGGGUGGAAAUGGAAUUGGGGUUAAUGGAGCCCCUUUGUCGAUUAAUUCUCCUAGGAGCUGCUCGUCGGGGCUUUCCGAUCACAAGAGUGGUUCGCUUCCAGGAUCGUGCAUCAGCACUGAUACAAGGAGCCAUUCAACCCACACCAUGGCAGAGAAGCCUGGCUCGCAACCAUCAUCACAAGUCAGCAACUCUCAAAGGCAUGCAUCACCUUUACCCAAAGGCAGCGACGAAGGCACCGAGAAGAUCAUCACCAGCACUGCAGGGUCUAGCUUGGUGUUGAACUCGGCCACUUCAGCGAUGGGGAAACUCGAUCGUGCAACUUCGGUGAACAAACCAAUCUCGAGCGCAGAGGAUCAGAACCCAAAUGGCUCAUCCUCUCUACCUCGAAUGCCCUAUGUCUCAACUACAGGGAAUGGACCCAAUGGAAGAACCAUCACCGGUUUCCUCUACACCUACACAAAGUCAGAGGUGAGCAUCAUUUGCGUUUGCCAUGGAAGCUCCUUUUCACCAGAGGAGUUCGUGAGGCAUGCUGGGGGUACUAACAUUGCACAUCCCUUGAGGCAGAUAGUUGUCGUUCCUUGAAGAAUUGAGGAGAGUUCUAUGCUCUUGUUUCAGUCUCUCUAGGUUGGUGUUAGGCUUCUGUCAGCUUUUGUUGUUUGGACUCUCUUAGAGUUAGGAAGGAGUACAGAGAUAGAAGGUAGUGUUGGUGGGGAAAUUUUAGUAGUUGGCUGUUCAGCUUAGGUUUGAAGGACACCUUGUAAAUCUUUUGAACUCUUGCUAACAAAGGGCUGAAUGAGGUUUUAUUUAUGUUC